Molecule: messenger RNA, 6054 nt
Organism: Anastrepha ludens (Mexican fruit fly)
Lineage: Eukaryota; Metazoa; Arthropoda; Insecta; Diptera; Tephritidae
Exons: 6
Coding region: 2187-4460 (757 amino acids)
Biological process (GO): hemocyte migration
Cellular component (GO): membrane
Molecular function (GO): growth factor activity
Source: RefSeq, a predicted model, not a curated record
CUUUGCGGCAGACACGCGAGAACAGCGAACGAGGCAACAACGCGCGUAAAACAGAUACGGUGGAUCACUUAACGAAAUUCGAAAUUCUUUAACACUUUGUAUUGCGAGCGUCUAGAUUAAACAAAGUAUCUGGUGCGUCACUUGGCCAAACCUGGUGGCUGAAUUCAUUUUUACAAAUAAUAUUUUAUGUGUAGCAAAUUCAAACACUCUAUACAGAAAAUUAUCGGUGUUUGCGACACAUAUAGUCAAAUAGGCAAUGAAAGUGAAAUAUUUCUUAUUCUGUGAAAAUUCUUAAACACAAACAGAAAAACGAACAAAAUAUGACGCGGUGAACAAUCGCAGACAAGAACGCGAAUGUGCCGGUUCACAGUGCGAAUUCGUGCGAUUCUCAGCUGAACGUAAAAAGCGAAAAAAACGUAUAUGUACAUCUGAUGGAAAACGUAGAAAAAAAUCUAGAAUUCGCUGAACUUCACCUUAACGUCCAAUAAAUAUCCGUAUAAUGCUAGCUUACAUCUGCCUAUACAUACAUACAUAUGUACAUCGCAUACAAAUUUGCAUGUGAACUCACAUACUUUUAGCAUUCUUCUUGGGAGUGUGUGUGAUUGACUUGUUCGAAAAGCCGUGCAUUUGUAAACGAUGAACACAUUGUCGAGUCUGUGAGAAUCAAGUGGCCGGAGCGCGUGGUCGAAUUUUCAACGGCAUCAAAAGUUAUAUUUGGAUUUCCCACCAGCACGGUGACACAGGAGCACCUAGCUGCCAUUACAAAUAGAUAAAACACUUUCGGGUUUCCCGAUAUCUCUUGUCUCGGUGUCCAUGCCGUAGCCAUUGCAAAUAAGUGGGCGUCAGACAUACCUUGACGCGUUCUUUAAACUUGGCAACUGUCUAGACGCUAACAAAACGAACGUGAGAAGCUCAGUAUUCCAUAAAUAAAAAAAAAUCGCGCUUCAUUAAAAAAAAAAAAAAUCAAAAACAUCGUCGCGAUAUACCACCAACAGUUAGUACAAAUUAUAUUUUAUGUCUUUUCUUGAAUAAUAAAAAACAAGCACUAACCGUGGAGCUGUAAAGUAUUUGAGACGACUAAGUGAAUAAAAAAUUAUAUCAUCACAACAAAAAUAAAAUUUAAUAUUCUUGAAUGAGAGUGAGAGCAAAUAAAGCAAAAAUAAGUGAUACACUUUGUGUGAUCGUCAGUUGAAUUUUCUAAUCUUAUUCUACUCAUCAGCUUCUAAGCGUACACAAACAUACAUAUGUAAAGUAUAUAUUCGUGGUAGUCUACUGAUCCAUAAACACAUUUCAACAAUGUAUAAAACAGUUGUUCAAAUUCGAAUUUAUAGUAUCAUAUUUAUGAAAAUGUAUAAGCAAUUUCCAAACGUUUUGAUUAUUUAACCUACUCCGCGAAUAGAGAUUUGCUGAACUCAUUAAUUGGGUCAUUCAUCAGCUUCACAGACAUUCGCUUUCAGCUGCAGCACCUUCCUCUCUACCCUCUACGCCCUCUAAAAAUAAUAACUAUCCAAGGCGUCGGAUAGCAGUAAGCUCAACUGAAAAACUGGGUACAGCAACAACUCCGUCGGCUGACACAGCCUUUGGCAAGGCAUUUAAUAAGGCACGAGACCUGCAAUACAUCGAUAUAUUUAUGUUUAUAUUUUUAUGUAUGUAUGCACAUACAUAUGUAUAUUAUGCGCAUACGCAAAUACCCUGGAAUUUGCAAGUGGAAACAGCAACAGCUUAACUAACAAAACCAGCAACAAUUGAGUGGAAAUAAUUGGCAUUGUAAAACAUUACUAUACGUCGCCUUAAUGACUGUCAUUUAACAGUAAGGCUAAUUGGCUGAGCAAAUACAGGCAGCACAGAAGAAGAUAGGCAUCAGAUGAAUUUUUCUAACUGAAAGCGCAGUAAAGUGCACCAAAUUAAGUCAAAACAUGCAUACAUACAUACAUGGGACAUAGAUAUGCAACAUGCACAUGUUUGUACAUACAUACACACAUAUAGGUAUAGCUUAGGGAUGUUAGCUAAGUGAACGCAGUGGCACCAAAAAGGUGAAAAAGUGAAAAUUUUAAAAAUGAAAAAAUGUAAAAGUGAAUGCAAAUAAAAAGAGAAUUAAAUAAAAUACCACAGAGUCAUCUGUACACGGUACGAGUACUCCAGUAUUUCCUGCAUUUGCGGCUCCCUCUUCUCGUCAAGAACUAAAAAUGCAAACACUAUUUGCUCUUGUUGCGUUAAUUUGCUUCAGACUGCAAAUGGCCCAACCGUUAGCCACCAGCUAUGAUUACGAUAUACAGCGUGGUGAAGAAUUUGCAGAUUCCGAAAAUCUAGUUCACCAGAAUCAUGAACGCCAUGGGACAUCGCAUUUUCGACCAUCACACAGCAUUAGGCAUAAGCAGCACUUUGCAAUUAAUAACACAGAAACUGCUACAGAAUUACCAACACCAGUGCCAAAUGCAGGCACAACUGAAAAUUCAAAUUUUCAUCAGCAUUUACACCAUCAACAUCAGAAUAAACACGAACAUUCUAAAUCGGGAUUGCAAAUAGAACUGAAUAAUCGUCUUCAUCGGCAUUACAACAGCCAUAAUCAGCAACGACAUCAGGAGCAUAAUUCGAUGCAAACUCAACGCUCCUACAGUCGUACGCGUCACAAGAUCGCUUCCAAGCCUAUGAAUGCAAUGACGGCAGAUAACAACACAAUAACCACUACUGAAGACUUUAAAAAUACAGCCGGCACAAUGGGUUUGGUUAAGCCGACUUCACAUCCCACACAUGUGACAACAAACUCGGCAAACACAAUUACCCUUGAUGAGACGAACAAAAGUAUGCAAAAUGUUUACCACCAACCGGUGAUACGGCAGCAGCAGCACAAGCAACACAGGCAGAAACUGCAUCACAAUCAUCAAAAAAUGCAACCAAAAUCAAAUUCAAGUGAAACGAAAAUUACUAUGCCAUCAGUUAAUGAAAUUCAACCGAACUUGUCUGAAAAUUCGGAACAGUUUCGCCAGAAUGAAAAGGUAGUGGCGCUGCGGUCUGUGGGUUAUCUACUCUCAAGUAGCCACAUCAAAGAAGGUACUGGUAGUAACGUCACGGCCUCAGUAUCAGUAGGCGGUAGUACGGAGAAUAUUGCCGGUCCAGCCUCAGAAUCGAAUAGUGGUCUCUCGGCAGCAGACGUCAGCAAUGAAAGAGGAACCGUGUAUAUGGACGAUGAAACUGAGUAUUAUGAUUACACCGGUGAUGAUGAGCCAAAUGCUGAUCAGCACGACUACCAACACGUACUUACUGCGGUCGACAUUGGCUACGAUUAUGACAGCGGCAUUGACGGCGAUGAUGCCGAGUGGCACGUUAAUGCCGCAAACAAUUUAAAAACCGAUCAUCAUCAGCAUUUACGGCUCUACCAAGAGCAAAGGCGGCCGCAAAGGUACCGGCAACAGCAGAAGCAACCACAAAAUGAGCAAGGUGAACACUCCCGGGUGGCACGCGAUCAUCACCGUGUGCAAUCGGAGCAGUUUCACAACAACCAUUUAGUAUAUGACGCACACUCAGAUGAUGAGUAUCCCGACGACGAGCCUUAUAGAGACUCAAGUGAACAAUUUUCAAACCGGCCUGGUGAUUUAACAUUUCAAAAAUAUCGUGAAUUGGGUACCAUGCAAGCUGUGCAGCAAUCUCGUGAUUUAUAUAUGCAACGCCACAAAUCACCUUCCGACUUGGCCACUGAGCAUAUAAACCGCAUGAAAGUGGCUGCCAGAUGCAACCGCCCGCUUCCGCGUGUAUUUCACGUUUCCAAUGACACAUCCAAGACUUAUGUGCCCUCCUGCACCAUUUUGCAUCGUUGUGGCGAGGAUACGGGUUGCUGCCGCUCCAUGGGACAAGUGUGCACUGUCAAGACGUACGAGGAUGUGCCACUCCAUUUUAUUGUUAUUCAAGUAAACUCCAGUAACUCUCGGCGUCAAACAGAAAUAGAAAUUUUAUGGCUACGCAACGACACUGAAUGCCACUGCAUAAAUCGUACAGAUUUGACCUCCACUCCAGAGUUCAUCACCCGGGACAAGCGUUCUGGUUUCACUUUUAGACGCCGAAGACCGCCGUACUUCGACGCUAUGGAUUCACAAAGUAAUCAGCUGGAAGAUCGCAGUGACACUGAAGAGAAUACUGAAAAUUAUCCAGAUGACGUUUGUCGCUGCCCUAGGCAUUUUAACGUAUUUCAACAGGAUAUUGAAUUGCAAUCGGUUCAACAGCACCACGAACAACAUUCUCAUGGUGCUCCCACAGUGAAUUGCUUCUGUGACUGUGCAAAUACAAAUACACCAUGUCAGCGCCUCAAAAAUGGCGAAGAAGGUUUUGCAAUGGACGAUCGCAGAUGUAUUGCGGACCGGAUUUGUAGUGUGCCCAAUUGCCACUUUGGCACCUAUAAUGAACAAAUGGGCCGAUGCCCCCGUCCAAGCAGGAAGCAUAAACGGCACAACAAUGGGUUCGGUUAAGCUAUAAGUAGUAGUUAAAGUUAGAUAAUAUUUUACUUUAAAUAUAUUUAUACAUGUAGUUUUUGCGAAAUUUUGUACAUACAAAUAUUUUUAUAACUUAAUGCAUUUAACAUUAUCAUUUAAGAAAAAGUUUAAAUUGUACAAUAUUACGAGGCCAGUUUCCUUAUGUAUGUAUUUGCUUUCACCGACUGAAAUGUAAAGCAAUUAUAAAUUAAUAUAUGGUAAAUCCCUCGCUGUGUAUAAUUUGAUAUUUAAUUUACUCAUUAAACACACCGUAAAAUAAUACAAUACUAAUUUGUAUUAGAAUGUAUAUGUAUGUAUUGUAUGUGGAUCGAUUUUAACUACAAAUAUGAAUUUUAUAUUUAUUCAAUAGCUCAUAAGAUUGCAAUCUAAAAUAUUUUUUAUGAAAAGUCAGAAAGUAAAUAGUAAUAUGGAAAACUUUAUUAGUGUUUGCUUUAUUAAGUUAAUGACGAUACAGGGUUUGAUUGAAAAGUAAUGAGCCUUAUUUUUUUAAGCAGUUUUAUUAAACCUUUUGGCUUAUACAACUAAUAUUCUUCAAAAUAGGACCCUUGAGCGUCAAUACACCGCUGGUAGCGGUUCCUCCACUGCAGGAAACAUUUUUUAAACUCAUCCGCCGGAAUCGCGUUCAAUUCGGCUGUCAUAGUUUUUUGGAUCGCCUCGAUGGAGUCGAAACGCCUCCCCUUCAGCUUUCUUUUCAGGCGCGGGAACAAGAAGAAGUCCGGAAGGGACAAGUCUGGGCUGUAGGGAGGGUGGGGAAGCACCGGAACCCCCAUCUUGGCCAAUGCAGAGGUGCAGAGGAAGGCGGUGUGCGCCGGCGUAUUGUCGUGAUGAAGGGUUCAAUUGUUGACGAGGUCGGGCCGAACCCGGGCGACGCGGUUUUUCAGCCGAAGGAGCACUUCUUUGUAAAAUGCCGCGUUUACAGUGCUUCCAGGUGUGGUCGAUACCUCGAGAGUCGAAAAAGAUGAUCAGCAUGGUUUUGACCAAUGAUUUCGUCUUCGACGUCCUCCCGGCCUUCCUUGAACGACUUGUGCCACCGUUUUACCUAGGCACUGGACAGAGAUUGGUCCCCGUAAGCCUCCUUGGGUAGCCCAAGGGUUUCGGUACUCGUUUUGUUUAGCUUUACGCAAAAUUUGGUCGAGUAAAGUUGCUCCAACGAUCGCUGCAUUUUCGUGACUGCAAAAUCCUAACACUUUUAAACAGCUUUCACGCGCGGAGCGAUGUUGCCUGCAUCGCUGUUGCCAGCGAACUGCGACCGGUUUCUAGUGGAAGGGGAAGGUCUAACGAUCAUUUUCCCCCACCAGUCAAUUCGGUUGAUUGCUUGGCAGACGCUCCGUGCGAGAAGGCUCAUUACUUUUCCAUCAAACCCUGUACGUCUAUUGAUUUCAAAACUGUAUCCAGAAGAUAGGCGUUCAAUUAUUCGCUUUAUGUAUGUCUCAUGUAGUUCAUAUGUGACCGUUUAUGCAUUAUUGUUGUAAUUCGAAUUAUAUAAUCCCAUAUAAAGUCCCAGCUAUUCUACACUCAAAUACUAUAACCGGUUAUUUUUUAAUUUUAUAUAAUUAUAUUAUUUUCACAU